CACUAAUGGAUGACACUGAAAGGCAGCUCAGAUGGGCACUGAUAUGUGGCAUUGAUGUGCACUGGUAUGCACUGAUAUGUGGCAUUGAUGUGCACUGGUAUGCACUGAUAUGUGGCACUGAUUGGCACUGACAGGUGGCACUGAUGGACUUUGACAGGUGGCACUGCUGGGGCUACAAUGAUCAUCAGGGCACACUGAUCAUCAGUGCCCUGAUCAUCACUGUCAGCAUGACAGCUCGAGAGGAGAGAAAUGCCGAUAACUGGCAUUUCUGUGUUUACAUGUGAUCAGCUGUG
Molecule: messenger RNA, 293 nt
Organism: Staurois parvus
Lineage: Eukaryota; Metazoa; Chordata; Amphibia; Anura; Ranidae
Source: the annotation of a GenBank genome assembly